Verruconis gallopava is the source of this 936-nucleotide messenger RNA. RefSeq lists its product as uncharacterized. Lineage: Eukaryota; Fungi; Ascomycota; Dothideomycetes; Venturiales; Sympoventuriaceae. The transcript has a single exon. The record is from RefSeq and is a predicted model, not a curated record. Bases 1 to 936 code for a protein of 311 amino acids.
AUGCUUAGGCGCACAGAAAAGACUACACUCCAGGGCAUUCAGCUUGUUCCAAUGCCUCAACAUUGCUUUGAAGAUGUCCAUGUCACCAUUAAUAAGGAGGACGCUCAACUGCUCAAGAAACUCCAAGAAUAUGCUGAAGCCCGCGAAAAAGCUCUGCUUAAACAACUGGGAUCAAAGAAUGAUGAUAUCAGCGUCGGCAAUCUUCAGGCUGCGGUUAGCAAAGAAAAUUGUCUCAAGGCAAUGCGCACCACCCGCUUCUUCGCUUGCUUUCCUCACCUGCUUACGGUAGAGAUUCCGGAUAACCAGCUUCUUUCUAAUGCCAUCACUAAAAUGGCAACUGAUGAUAGCAAGGAAAAGAUGUUAUGGGCGUACUUGCACUUGGAUUUGAUCGAUCAAUCGCCAAAGAUACGACUUUUUCGAAAGAUUUUGGAUCAAUUGGACAAAAACGAGCCUUUCGUCUGCUUUUCUGCAAAUCCAGCAGAAGCCUUCACCAUGUACAUGUGGACCAAAUACAAAUACUGCAACGGAAAAUCAGAGUACUUUCGCCCAGGUCUUUCAAAGAUGGAUAAGACGGCAAUGGUCAACUGGUUCAUGGAUAAUAAUUCUACUACGUCCACGAGGUUCUUGUUUGGCCGUUGCUCAAAUCUUGGUGUUGGUUACUCACUGACACGGGCAUUUCGCUGCUUUCUGAUACAACCAGAAUGGCUGCGCAGUGUGGAAGAGCAAGCGAAAGGACGUAUUUGGAGGACCGGUUUGGCACAGAAGGCAGUGAAAACGUACACUUACCGCUGCAUUCUAGAUGACUUUGAGCCGGAGAGGAUUAUCGUGGCUAGGCAUAAUGCUCGUGGCAUCGUUACGGAUGAGAUUGGCGAAGCGACUGGUAUUAAUCCCGAAAUCGAAGAAGAGGGCAAUGAUGAUAGCGGAGAAGAUAAUUAG